UCUCUCUCUCUCUCUCUCUCUCUCUCUCUCUCUCUCUCUCUCUCUCAGUCAGGAGGAGUCUAAAUGGGAUGUUGUCACUCUGGAGUUGUCUGCACACUGGAGGGCUGUGUUUCUACUGACCUCUGCACAUUGGAAUACUGAGCCUCUUUUUUUCCUCCUGAUUCUCUCUCACUCUCUCUAUUCUCAUCCGGGGGAAGGAAUUCUGGCAAAGCUGUUGAAGGGAACUUUCCCCCCCCAUUCUUCCUCUCUUUCACACACACCACGUUUAUCCUGUUUUGGUGUGUCGCCUGCAGUGGUGGGCACAGACGUUGAUAGUGUUUGUGUGGACGUGUGACUUGGACAGUGAAAAGGAGAUAUGCUGCAAAAUGGAAUGACUGGUGCCAUUCGCACCACAACCACCACAGAGCUACCAGACCUCAAUGAGAGGAGAAUCAGGCGUCUCAGAUUAACCCUCCGGCCCGAGGACAAUCCUAAAACCCAGAAUGAAACCGGCAGCUCUGGGGAGAAAUUGGUCAAUGGUUCCCGGAAAAAGAAAAAUGUGCUCAUGCAGAGAGAAAGACCGCCUGGGAGAGAAUCACCUCAACAAGAAGAAAAGCAGCCUGUGACCAAUGGCAUCAGUAGGGAACAGCUCGCUCAGCACGGGCCCAGAAUUUAUGGUGUGGUGCACAGCACAGGCUCCAACCACCAACAGGAAGUGAUGGCACGAGACUGGUCUGCCAGUCACCUGAGGGAUGAGAUGAGGUACAUCAGAGAGGUACGUGACUCUUUGGAGAAAGUACGAGAGCGAAUGUAUGGCCAGUUUGGAGGGAUGCAACAAUCAGUGCAAAAAUUAUCUCAGGAAUUAAAGGCGGCAAACUCUCAUAAGCGUUUCCUGGAGUCUGAGGUGAGGACGAGAAGUGCAGCUAUGGACAGCUUUGACCAGAUGAACAGCUCCCUCUUAACAGCAAACAUUGAUCUGCAGAAAUCAUUGCUGGAAAGCUGUCAUAACCGUGUGGGGAACAGGGAUGAGAUGAGAUCUCUGCGCAGCUCGUUGGAGAAGACAGAGGAGAAACUCAAGGAAGCAGAGAGACAACUAGCAGCAGCACAGGCUGAAAACAACUCUCUCAAACAUCAGGUGGAGACUUCUCAGGAGGCGAAGACUCAAGCAUUGAAAGAGUUGAGUGCUAAGCUACAGAGGGAAUAUGAGGAACAGCUGCAGGAACAGCAGAGGAAGUACAGAGAGGAGAUAGAGGCUUUGCAGGCACGGCUUGAUGACUACAUGAGGAGACUUGAGGAGGCUGAGAGGAAUGCUCAGAUAGCUGAGGCAAAGAUCGCUGAAAGGGACCUAAGAAUUACAGAGGUGGAAAGGCUACUAAACUGUAUGGCUCAGGAGAAGGGUGACCUGAUAAAAAGACUUGUUGAAUGUGAACAACGCUUACGUGGUUUGGACGAAAUUGACCACGUAGACAAAGCUGCGCCCAAACAGUCCGAGCAGCUGAAAGGGGAAGCAGCAGAACUGCGAGAGAGAAUAAAGCACCUCAAUGACAUGGUGUUCUCUCAACAGAGGAAGGUCAAGGCCAUGAUAGAGGAGGUUGAAACCUUGAGAGCAAAAGUUGCACAGAAGGAUAUGUUCAUCGCUGAGCUGCUAGACAGGAUUGCCAUUGUGGAGUGUGAGAAUAAUGAGUUAGAAGACAAGUUGAAGUAUUUUAUGUCUGUACAGAGAGCAUCUGAGACUAAAGUAGUCACCAGGGAUGUUGGAGUUGGCUGUGACCUGCCCGUUAGAUCUGAGGAGCCGCUGUACGUCGCUCCUUUCCAAACCAGCCCUGUCUCACCGAGCCCAAGAUCCUCUAGCAGACUGAGCUAUAGUCUACUAAAAUACACCCCUGGCCAGUACAGCACAAUGCUGCGGUCCAGUGUAGUACAUACACAAGAAACAACGAGCAGUACCACACAAACUGCAACUCUAUCUUCAAGUUAUGGUCAGACAAGCAAUGAAGACGGGAAGUCAGAAUCUCCACCGGCCUCAGAACUGUCCUCUGCCACCAGCCCUCGAGCGAGAACCAGCCCGUCACAGAUCUACACUCCUUUUAUGAAGCUGAUGGAGAUUAGCGCGAAGAUGAACAUUGAUUGAAUGAAGUUCUACUGAAAUGGCAGUGGCCGAAGCUGAUGGAACAUGAAGUAUUUUUGUUUUGCUACUGCUCGUGUAACAUUGCAGUAUAUGUAAAUAACCUACUGAUCUGUGAAUAACUUAUUUUAGUAGUAUAUUGAUGCACUCUAUUUUGCUUUGUUUACAAAAAAAGUGAUUUUAUGUGAUAGCCCUCUAUAUUUUACAAUUAUCUAUUUAUAUUUUCAUUUUUCUGAGUGUAUAACCCAUAUAUUAUUUUGUUAUAUAUAUAUAAAAAACUCAAUAAUAGGCUCUAUUUAUGAGGGGGUUUUCAGCAAAGAAAUGAUGGUAUCAGCUGUGAUCAAAGCUCAAUACUUGAGUUCUAAUAGAUGUUUUUCACUUC
Rhinichthys klamathensis goyatoka is the source of this 2486-nucleotide messenger RNA. It is a transcript of the gene myzap, whose product is annotated as myocardial zonula adherens protein. Bases 356 to 2110 code for a protein of 584 amino acids. Gene Ontology annotation, biological process: intracellular signal transduction. The record is from RefSeq and is a predicted model, not a curated record. NCBI's taxonomy places the organism in Eukaryota, Metazoa, Chordata, Actinopteri, Cypriniformes, Leuciscidae. The transcript is spliced from 14 exons. Gene Ontology annotation, cellular component: intracellular anatomical structure.